AUGGCCCGUGCCAACAGCGAACUGAGGCAGCUGUUGUCUCUGUGUGUUUAGCUUUUCUCAGAAUUGUAAAAGCAAGGAGAGCAUAAACUGGCUACGCUAUUUGACUGAUGUAUCUGGCAAGUUCUGUCAGAAGCCAGUUCUACCACAGCCAGUUCAGCUCUAGCUAUCUGUCGGCAGGAUCAGAUGGUGACAGGUGUCCCAGCAGGGUCAGACAGCCAGAGAAGACCAGUCUACAAAGCUCAGGUAUUAGACUCAUGGGCUCAAAAAGGAGAAGGGCUACGUCCCCCUCUAGUAGUGUCAGUGGGGGGGACUUUGACGAUGGACAGCCUUCAUCCUCAGCAUCUUCGGUAGGUCGGAAAAGGAGAAGAACCUCAAAUAUUCCCACUGUUGAUCCAAUUGCAGUAUGCCAUGAAUUGUACAACACAAUCAGAGAUUAUAAGGAUGACCAGGGAAGAAUGUUAUGUGAGCUGUUCAUAAGAGCACCCAAGAGACGAAAUCAAUCGGAUUACUAUGACGUUGUGACUCAGCCUAUUGACAUGAUGAAGAUCCAGCAGAAGCUGAAGAUGGAGGAGUACGAUGAUGUGGAGCAGAUAACGGCUGACUUUCAGCUCUUAUUCAACAAUGCAAAGGCAUACUACAAGUCGGAUUCUCCAGAGUACAGAGCAGCAUGUAAGCUGUGGGACCUCUACCUGCGUACUAAGAAUGAGUUUGUUCAGCGGGGGGAUUAUGAUGACGAUGAUGAGGACGGGGACGAUGCACAAAAUAAUCCUGGAGGGUCAAAUGAGGAUGAGAAUGCACCCAAUUGCCUGAAGGAGGUCCUUGAGCAGCUGCUGGAUGCUGUGGUGACAUUCUCCGAGCCCUCAGGGCAUCUCGUCAGUGAUCUAUUCCAGAAACUGCCCUCUAAAGUGCAAUACCCAGACUAUUAUGCCAUAAUAAAGGACCCAAUAGAUCUGAAAAUCAUUGCCCAGAAGAUACAGAUGAGCCACUACAGAAGUGUUGGUGCCAUGGCAAAAGACAUAGAUCUUCUGGCUAAGAAUGCCAAAAUGUACAAUGAGCCUGGGUCACAAGUUUUUAAGGAUGCCAACACCAUCAAAAAGGUCUUUGCACAGAGAAAGACAGAAAUUGAGCAUGCUGAGCCAAUCAAGUCCAGUAUUCGCAUCAGGCAAGUAACACCGUAGACAUGGUAGAAAGUAGACUUUACGAGUCAAACAAACAACAUGCAACAUUUUGAAGCAUUUUUCCAUGAAUUAAACAGCUGUGUGUGUGUCAGGAACAGAAGGUCAGCCCAGGGAGACCGGCUCUCAGCUAUUACCAUGGCUCUUCAGUAUGAUAGUGAUGACGAUGGCAUUCUGGCUGGGUCUGUCCACUAUGACGAGGGGGAGUCAGAGGCAGAGAGCAUGCACCACAGCAUGGACAUGAGUAACCCCAUCUUCCAGCUGUACGAGGCUGUGCGUGGCGGCAGGAACAGCCAGGGCCAACUCAUCUCCGAGCCCUUCCUCCAGCUGCCCUCCAGGAAAGACUACCCAGACUACUUCCAGCAGAUCAGCCAGCCCAUCUCCCUGCACCAGAUUAGGAGCAAGAUGAAGAACAACGAGUAUGAGAGUGUUGAUCAGCUAGACGCCGACCUCACUCUGAUGUUUGAGAACGCCAAGCGCUACAAUGUGCCUCAUUCCUCUAUCUAUAAGCGUGUGUUGAAACUCCAGCACAUUCAGCAGCUAAAGAGGACAGAGCUAUUGAGGAGGGAGGACGACAGCAUGGAUGGGGACAGCAUGCUCUCUUCUACCAUGUCUGAUACUGGCAGCACUAAGAGGAAGAGCCAUAAGAAAAACACCAAGAAGAACCGGAUGAAGGCCCUGUACUCCGCAGUGACGGAGGCCCGGGAGAUGGGCACAGGCCGGAGGCUCUGUGAGCUCUUCAUGGUCAAGCCUUCCAAGAAGGACUACCCGGACUACUACAAGAUCAUCCUGGAGCCAGUGGACCUGAGGAUCAUCGACCACAACAUCCGCUCUGAGAAAUACAUGACUGAGGACGCUCUGCUGGAGGACAUGAAGCUCAUGUUCCGCAACGCACGACACUACAAUGAGGAGGGCUCACAGGUCUAUAACGAUGCCAACGUCCUGGAGAAAGUCAUAAAAGACAAACGGAGGGAUCUUGGCCCAACGCCUGACGAUGAUGACAUGUCACCAAAGUUGAAAAUAAGGAAGAGUGGUAUCACGCCUAAGAAGUCCAAGUACCUGACCCCCCUGCAGCAGAAGCUGAACGAGCUGUACGAGGCGGUGAAGAACUUCACAGACAAGCGUGGCCGCCGCCUCAGCACCAUCUUCCUACGGCUUCCAUCGCGCGCUGAAUUACCCAACUACUACAUCGCCAUCAAGAAGCCAGUGGACAUGGAAAAGGUCAGGAGCCACAUGCUGGCCAACAAGUACCAGGAUGUAGACGCACUGGUGGAGGACCUGGUGCUGAUGUUCAACAACGCCUGCACCUACAACGAGCCAGAGUCUCUGAUCUACCGCGACGCUCUUGUGCUGCACCGUGUUCUGCUGGAGACUCGCCGGGACCUGGAGGGAGGCGAGGACGCCCAUGUGCCCGACGUGGCCCGCCUCAUCCAGGAGCUCAUCCGCAGCCUCUUCGUCUCCGUGCUUGGUCACCAGGAUGACGAGGGGCGUUGCUACAGCGACUCGCUGGCUGAGAUCCCCGCUACUGACCCCAGCAGCCCCGACAGACCGCCGCUCAACUUUGAGAUCAUCAGAGCUAACGUGGACCGGGGACGCUACAAGAGACUGGACGUGUUCCAGGAUCACAUGUUUGAGGUGCUGGAGAAGGCCAGGCGCAUGCACAGGACGGACUCUGAGAUCUUUGAGGAUGCGGUGGAGCUGCAGCAGUUCUUCAUCCGGAUCCGAGAUGAGCUGUGUAAGAAUGGAGAGAUCCUGCUCACCCCCGCCCUCAGCUACACCUCCAAACACCUGCACAGUGACGUGGAGAAGGAGAAGAAGGAGAAGCUGCCCAAGGAGAUAGAGGAGGACAAGCUCAAGAGGGAGGAGGAGAAGAAAGAAGCUGAGAAGAGUGAGGACCCUGCUGGAGGGGCGUGGCAGUCUGGUCUCCAGCGUACCUACAGCCAGGACUGCAGCUUCAAAGACAGCAUGUACCACGUGGGAGACUAUGUGUACGUGGAGCCUGCUGAGCCCAACCUGCAGCCGCAUAUCGUCUGCAUUGAGCGCCUGUGGCAGGAUGAUGCAGGUGAGAAGUGGCUGUAUGGCUGCUGGUUCUACAGGCCAAAUGAAACCUUCCAUCUCGCUACACGCAAGUUCCUGGAGAAGGAGGUCUUCAAGAGCGACUACUUCAACAAGAUUCCUGUCAGCAAGAUACUGGGCAAAUGUGUUGUCAUGUUUGUUAAGGACUACUUUAAGCUUCACCCAGAGGGCUUCAGGGCAGACGAUGUGUAUGUCUGUGAGUCUCGCUACUCAGCCAAGACCAAGUCCUUCAAGAAGAUCAAGAUGUGGACCAUGCCCCUGAGCUCCGUUAGGUUUGUCCCUCGGGGCGUACCGUUGCCUGUAGUCCGGGUUGCAUCCAUGUUUGCCCCUAAACAAGAAGAAGAGAAGCCUGCAGAGAUACAAGAAGAGGGCAAAGCCUUGGACACUAUGGAUAAGGAGAGGGAGGAUGUAAUCCUGGACAUGACCAAUGGGGAACCAGGCUGCCAAUACUAUGAGCAGCUCUGCUACAAUGACACCUGGCUGAAAGUGGGAGACUGCAUCUAUAUUCGCUCACAUGGACUAGUGCGCCACCGAGUAGGCAGGAUUGAGAAGAUGUGGAUGCGGGACGGAGCGGCCUACUUCUUUGGGCCUAUUUUCAUCCACCCAGAGGAGACAGAACACGAGCCCACCAGGAUGUUCUACAAGAAGGAAGUGUUCCUUAGCAACCUGGAGGAGUCUUGCCCCAUGACCUGUAUCAUAGGGAAGUGUGCGGUGUCCUCCUUCAAGGAGUACCUUUCGUGCCGGCCCACGGAAGUGCCUGAGGAGGACGUUCUGCUUUGUGAGAGUCGUUACAUCGAGAGUGACAAACAGAUGAAGAAGUUCAAGGGUCUGAAGCGCUUCUCCCUCUCUGGGAAGGUGGUGGAGGACGAGAUCUAUUACUUCAGGAAGCUGAUCGUGCCCCAGAAGGAGCCAUCCCCUCUGCUGGACAGGAAGAUCGCAGUGCUGGAGGCCAAGUUUGCCGACAUGACAGAUGAGGAGUUGGAGGACCUGGGGGAGGAUGAUGGGGAGCUGGGAGACACCUCCAUACCCCAGCUCCAGAGCCCCAUGGCAGGCAGCGACAUGGACAUGCCUUACACCCCUCCACAGGUCAGAGCAGCAACAUACACUGGGCAAAUGUGUGGUCAUGUUGUGAAGUCCACUCCCAAGUCCAUGAAGGGGAUGUCCAAGAAGGAGGGCUCCAAGAGGAAGAUCAACAUGAGUGGCUACAUCCUGUUCAGCAGUGAGAUGCGAGCGGUCAUCAAGGCCCAACACCCAGACUUCUCCUUCGGGGAACUCAGCCGUCUGGUGGGCACCGAGUGGAGGAACCUGGAGUCUCCCAAGAAAGCUGAGUAUGAGGAGCGAGCAGCUAAAGUGGCCGAGCAGCAGGAGCGGGAGAGGGCUGCCCAGCAGCUGGCUUUCCCUAGAGCAGGCAUGAUGGGUUCAUAUAUGCCACACAUGAUGCUGCAGGACCUAGUUGACGGCAUGUUUAGUAUGACUGGCAUGCCACCACAUCACAUGAGGUUGCCUCUCUUGACCCAUCAUCACCUAAUGCCAGGCAUCCCUGGGUUCCCUGGCAUGCCAUACCCGGGUGUCAACGCGGGUGCCCCUGGAGCCUAUGGAACCCAGAUGAUUGGUCUUGGGCAGCAGGCCCCGCCACCCUAUCCAGGACAGGGCCAGCCUGCCCUCCAGCAGCCCUCAACACCCAUAUUUGUAGCCCCGCCACCCAAGCCCCAGCGCCUGCUCCAUUCGGAGGCGUACCUGAAGUACAUUGAGGGACUCAAUGCAGAGUCCUCCACCAUCAGCAAGUGGGACCAAACUCUCUCAGCUCGAAAGAAAGAUGUGCGGCUGACCAAAGAGCAGGAGAGCCGGUUGCCGUCCCAUUGGCUGAAGAGCAAGGGCGCCCAUUCCACCAUGGCGGACGCAUUGUGGCGUCUGCGAGACUUGAUGCUGCGUGACACAAUGAACAUCCGCCAGACGUACAACCUGUAGAAUGUCUGAGCCACUGCUCCUUACACUGUCAGACAGGAAAGCGGGUUUAGGCUCAUUUAAAAAAGUGUUUAUGUUGUUGUCAUGUUAAAGUUGUCAUUCGUUUGUAGAAUGGUUAAAUGAGCUUGCUUACUCUGUUCAAGCAGUUUUGUAUUGACAUCUUAAUUGUUCUAACAAGUGCAUUAUUAUUGUAUUAAAUGUUUCUCUGUGAUGGAUAAAAGUUUUCAUAAAAAAUGAA
Messenger RNA from Oncorhynchus gorbuscha (pink salmon), 5454 nucleotides. RefSeq names its product protein polybromo-1-like. Lineage: Eukaryota; Metazoa; Chordata; Actinopteri; Salmoniformes; Salmonidae. Gene Ontology annotation, biological process: chromatin remodeling. The transcript has 31 exons. The record is from RefSeq and is a predicted model, not a curated record. Gene Ontology annotation, cellular component: RSC-type complex. Gene Ontology annotation, molecular function: chromatin binding; protein binding.